Molecule: messenger RNA, 1832 nt
Organism: Tachysurus fulvidraco (yellow catfish)
Lineage: Eukaryota; Metazoa; Chordata; Actinopteri; Siluriformes; Bagridae
Gene: gulp1b
Product: GULP PTB domain containing engulfment adaptor 1b
Exons: 12
Coding region: 26-1294 (422 amino acids)
Source: RefSeq, a predicted model, not a curated record
CUAUUUUAAUUGGCCGUUCGACGGCAUGAAAACUUCUUUUAGCAGCUCGAGUAAGCUGCGGUGUUGCGCGCGCGCGCUGAGUAACGGGCACUUGCGCACGGACACCGGGGACCGGAGGAAUAACGGAUUAACGCGUCUUUACCUGUGGUUUCUGUCCAGAACAGCAGAGUUUCUGCCUCCUGUCAAGAUGAACAUCGGCUUCAACAGGAAAAAAGAUAAACCCACCAUGCACAGCCCCGAGGCUCUGGUGAAGAAUUACGUAGCUUACAGCGCUAAGUUUUUAGGAUUCACGGAGGUCGACCAGCCAAAAGGCACAGAUGUUGUUCGGGGGGCUGUGAGAAAACUGAAGUUUCAGAGGCAUAUCAAAAAGUCAGAGGGGGAAAAAAUUCCUAAAGUCGAGCUACAGAUUUCCAUAUACGGGGUCAAAAUAUUGGAUCCAAAAACAAAGGAUGUCCAGCAUAACUGCCAGCUGCACAGGAUGUCCUUCUGCGCUGACGAUAAAACGGACAAACGAAUCUUCGCCUAUAUCUGCACAGAGCCUGACACCAAGAAACACCUGUGCUACGUGUUCUACAGCGAGAAAUGUGCAGAGGAGAUCACCAUCGCUAUCGGCCAGGCGUUUGACCUGGCGUAUAAAAUGUUCCUGCAGUCCGGGGGGAAAGACGUGGAGACUAGAAAGCAGAUAGGAAACUUACAAAAGAGGAUUCAGGAUUUGGAAAUGGAAAACACAAAGCUGAAGAAACAACUUCAGUGUCUGGAGGAUCAGCUGAUCUGCACACAGUCGUCACCGCUGUUGAAUGUUACCUCCUUGACCGAGGCCUGCGUGUUGUCUCCCUCUCCGUCCUGCUGUAACGAUGACGUCUCCUCACUGUCCUCUCUAGAGAUUUCCUCUGUCACACUAACGCCUCUCAGUUCCCCCGAUUCCGGACAGUCAGCAGGCCUUCUGACUCCGCCUCCCGCUAAACCCGCCCACUCGUUCCCGUCCAACGGCUUCAUCGUUCCACGACCUCGUGCUGGUAGCAUCCCGGUGAAAACAACCUCCACAGAUAUAUUUGACAUGGUACCCUUUACAGCCGGAUCUUCAUUGUCGAGGACACAGAUGUGUAACGUGCCUCCUGUAGGCAAAAGUACAGAUCUUUUUGGAGCUUUUCCCUUUGACCCCUUUACCUGCGGACUCGCGGACUACCCUCCGGACGUCCAGUCCAAACUGGCCGAGAUGCAGGAGGGGUUCAAAAUGGGUCUGACUCUAGAGGGCGCCGUUUUCUCUCUGGAGCAAGUGGACAGUCGGUGCUGAAGACAAACGGCACUGCUUCUGACAUCUGAACAGAACUUUCAGUGUUUCUAAUUACGGUGUGUAUUAAGGGAAGACAUUUUGGACAGACCAGCAGCAAGUAGCAAAUUCUUUCUAUUUUUAUAUUGCAGAAGGUUCAAGAUCUGUAGCCACACACACACACACACACACACACACACACACACACACACACACACACACACACACACACACACACACACACACACAUCCUGCUGCAAAACAAGUCUGUCGUAUUUAUGUGGCUGAAAUGCUUUGGGUUGGUGUUUUUUUUUCCCGGUGGUAUUUCCGCUCACAUUUUUCCUCAGUAAUGUUUGCACUCUCUCUCCGUCGGUCCCCAGACACACAAAUACUCCACCUUUAUGUAGAACAUCUAAUAUUUGCUUUAUAAAUAUUUGCUAAUAUUGUCCUCGGUAAACUCGCUGAAUGUUACGACUGUUUUCCUGCUGAAGCUUUAAAACAAAUGUACAUUUCUCCGUCGAAGUUUUGUCUGUGUUCUUCUGCAUUAAAGCCGUGAUUCAAA